AUGUCUUCCACCACAACAAACAAUUCUAAAACAGAGUUAUAUGGAGGAGCAAUAACAAUAAAUAAAUUACCAUCAACAUUUAUUGAUAUCUCACAAAUACGACAAAUUCCAGAUACACAAGAAGUUUUUAUAAAUGAAGUAGAUAAUACAUUAAGUUAUGAUCAAUCAUUAAUAUUUGAUAUUUUAGAACAAGUCCCAACACCCAAUUAUUCAGAAGCAAUUCAAGAACAUUUAAUUGAUAUAGCUCCUACCGGUACAAUAAAUCAUUUAAUUGAAGAAUUUAAAGGAGAAGAUAUAGAAAAAUUUUUUAGUUAUAUAAUUUUUAAACCUGAGUAUAAGAGAGUUGAAGAAAAUCAAUCCAAACUUAAUAUUGUAUUAAUUUGUUUAAUUAGAAUUAAUAAAAUUAAAACUGAUAUUUUAAUUCAGUAUAUUAUACCAUUAAAGAAGAGUUAUGAUAUAACGUUAAUAAAUUUUAAAUCACCAAAAAAUGAAAUUGAUCAAUUAAUUAUUGAUAAUUUUGAAAAAUUUAAAGAAAUUUGUUUAAGUUUUAAAAUUGAAGAUUGGAAUUUAUUUGCAUCAUAG
Messenger RNA from Lodderomyces pseudojiufengensis, 582 nucleotides. RefSeq names its product Ran GTPase-binding protein. Gene Ontology annotation, cellular component: nucleus. The record is from RefSeq and is a predicted model, not a curated record. Gene Ontology annotation, molecular function: small GTPase binding; guanyl-nucleotide exchange factor activity. The coding region runs from base 1 to 582 and encodes 193 amino acids. Gene Ontology annotation, biological process: protein import into nucleus. The transcript has a single exon. Lineage: Eukaryota; Fungi; Ascomycota; Pichiomycetes; Serinales; Debaryomycetaceae.